Rotaria sordida is the source of this 633-nucleotide messenger RNA. NCBI's taxonomy places the organism in Eukaryota, Metazoa, Rotifera, Eurotatoria, Philodinida, Philodinidae. The record is from the annotation of a GenBank genome assembly.
AUGAAUCGUAAUAUUGCUUCUCUUUUACCGUCAUUAUCGUUGUCUGACGUCCAGAAAUUUACAAAAGAUUGGCUUAGUGCAUAUACUUCAUUUUUUGGAAAAUCAUUUCCACCAUCAUUAACGCAUCAACCUUUUCAGUGGGUUAUUCAUUCAUCAUUAUUGCAAAUUUUAGAUUCAUUCGGCUUGUCAAAAACAGUACCCGAAGGUAGUCUUACUUUCAAUGCUUUAUUGUCUGCAUGGCAAAAAUUACAACCUCGUACUGCUACUAUAGAAGUUCUCACAAAACUGAGCAGAAAAUAUCAAUUAGGAGUGCUUUCCAAUGGUGAUAAACAGACAUUACAAUCAGCCCUACGCGUUUUUCCAUCUUCGGUCAAUAUCUCGUUUAUAUUAUCUUCAGAUUAUCCAGUAAAUUGUUUCAAAGCAUGUUCAGCAAUGUAUGCUCAAGCAUUAGCUGCAGUCGAUGGGGAUAUAACAAAAGUUUUACAUGUCGCUGGUUCAGCAUAUGAUACGCAUGGCGCCCUUAUUUUUGGUAUUUUUUCAGGUGCGCUAGAUAAAUCAGCCAUACACACAAAACCAACACCAUGCUUUGCUUUUGAUAAUAUACUACAACUACUUUCGUUCUUUGAUGUUUGA